Micropterus dolomieu (smallmouth bass) is the source of this 847-nucleotide messenger RNA. Its product is annotated as forkhead box protein K2-like. Gene Ontology annotation, molecular function: RNA polymerase II cis-regulatory region sequence-specific DNA binding; DNA-binding transcription factor activity, RNA polymerase II-specific. Gene Ontology annotation, biological process: regulation of transcription by RNA polymerase II. The transcript is spliced from 4 exons. NCBI's taxonomy places the organism in Eukaryota, Metazoa, Chordata, Actinopteri, Centrarchiformes, Centrarchidae. The record is from RefSeq and is a predicted model, not a curated record. The annotation marks the transcript as partial.
AACUCGAUCCGCCACAACCUUUCCCUGAACCGGUACUUUAUCAAAGUGGCCCGCUCUCAGGAGGAGCCGGGCAAAGGCUCCUUCUGGAGGAUCGACCCCGCCUCUGAGGGCAAGCUGAUAGAGCAAGCCUUCAGGAAGCGCCGGCCCAGGGGAGUGCCCUGCUUCAGGACCCCUGUGGGACCUCUUUCCUCCAGGAGCGCUCCAGCUUCUCCCAACCACACAGGGGCACUGUCUGCCCACUCCAGCGGGGUCCAGACCCCAGACAGCCUGUCGAGAGAGGGGUCCCCAGUCCCCAUGGAGCCAGAGCCACUGCCAGCCCCAACUCAAACCACAACAGUCCAGCCCAAACUUGCUGUCAUCCAAGAAGCCCGCUUUGCACAGAACUCCCCUGGCUCCCCCCUCAACAACCAGCCAGUACUGAUCGCCGUUCAGCGCCAGAUGCCUCAAACAACCAUGAAGUCCGUGACCUACGCCAUGGCGACGCCAGCCAUAGUCACAACAACGGUUAGCUCCGCCCCCGUCAUGCAGACAGUGCACGUCGUCCACCAGAUCCCAGCCGUCACCAUGGCAACUGUUACUGGACAGCCUACUGCCACAGUGAGCCCAGAACCUCAGGAGAACGGAGGCGGAGAGCACCAAGAGAUCAAAGUCAAAGUGGAGCCAAUCCCAUCUAUCGCAGCCUCGUCUAUAGGUGGAGUCAGUCGCAUCAUCCAGAGCUCUCAGGCUGCCCCGCUGACAACGGUUACCAUCGUGCAACAAGCCCCCCGCGGUCAGCACCAACUCCCUGUAAAGGCCAUCACACAAAACGGGACCCAUCUGGUCCCCCUCGGUACUGCUGCUAGCACAG